GCUUCUUUCCUCCUCCCCGGGCUCUGCUCGCUCCCAUCAUCCCCAGCCGCCCUGCCUAGGCUAGGCCAGUCGGACUCCCAUCAUCCCCACUCAUUACUUCUCCAUGGAUCUGACUCCCAUCAUUCCCGCCCACCACUCCCGAGGGGGCGGGACGACUCCGACUCCCAUCUUUUCCCUUAUUUAGUUUUGUCUUACUUGCUGGUCAAAUGUAAACCCGGCUCCUUCCUGGGGGUGCCAGACCACUUCCCAUCAUCCCCGCCCACCACCCUUGCACAGGGACAGCAUCUGACUCCCAUCAUCCCCUCCCACCACUAAGGAGGUAGAGACCGAAAUGUGAAUUCCCCCUCUCUUAAGCAGCCCCCAACCCUGCCGGCUUCUGGGGGGGGGAGGGAAGAAGGAGGUUGGGGCCAUGGGCAGGAUUCGAAUCCUGACCAGGGAGGGAGGUUUUCCCGGCCUUGUUUUGACCCCCGUCUGUGGGUGAUUCACGGUCUUGUGUUGCCUGGAGGGCGGUGAGUCAGGCAGCCCCGUCAGCUGCUUCUGCCGUCUGCUUGGCAGCCUCCCUGGCACAGAGGCCCCGUGGGUGGGCGGAGGCUCCGAUGCCCUGGCUCUCUGGCCCUCCAGGUGCCCUUGGGCGACUCUUCCACCAUGGCCAGCACUUCCCAUUGUCCCUCUGGACCAGGAGUGUCCAGUCUGGCCACUUUUCACACUGGUGGACUCCAACACCCAGAAUUCCCUGGCUGCCUGGGGAUUCUGGGAGCUGAAGUCCACAAGUCUUAAAAGUGGCCAAGCUUGGACACCCCUGCUCCAGACCUACAUUUUGCACCAACGUCCUUGAGUUACGACUACAGCAGACCAGAAAACUCAUCAUUAAGCAGCACCAUUAUUAAGUUUGCUUGUCCAGAUGGCUUCUGCGCAGGCAGCCCUUUCCGUUGGACCCCUGAGGGCCUCUCCGUGGGAACGCCCGGCCUCUUUAGCUUCUUAAUCCCCCUCCCGUUUUAAUUUCGAGUCUGCCCCCCAGCCAUCUGCUCUGCCGCUAAACUUCCACCCUGGCCGUGUCCCACCUUUCCAGCCUCAGGAUCACGUUCAGAGCAAAAGGGCCGUUCACGUGGUGCUGGGCAACGAGGCGUGUGAUCUCGACUCCAUGGUGUCCGCCUUGGUCCUCGCCUACUUUUUGGCAAAGACCUCUCUGGACUCUGAGGCGGCCUUUGUUCCAGUCCUCAACAUCCCCCGGGUCGAUUUCCCGCUGCGGACUGAGAGCGCCUUCCUUCUCCAUCAGCAACGUAUCCCCGAGAAAGUCCUCGUUUUCCGGGAUGAGAUUGACCUGGCGGGGCUGAACAAGGCCGGGCUGCUGUCCAUGACGCUGGUGGACCACCACAUCCUGCCCAGCAAAGACGCAGAGCUGGAGGCAGCCGUGGUGGAGGUGCUGGACCACCGGCCCCUGGAGUGGGAGAGGCCCCCUCCCUGCAGAGUGACGGCCGAGCUAGUGGGCUCCUGUGCCACCCUGGUGGCCGAGAGGCUCCUGCAAGCCAGGGUGCCGACUUUAGACAGCCAAAUUGCUGCUCUGCUGCACGGAACCAUCCUGCUGGAUUGUGUGAACAUGGCCGUCGAAGCCAGCAAAGUAACCCCCAAGGACGCCCGUUGCGUUUCUCGGCUGGAAUCCAUGUUCCCCGAGCUGCAGCCGAGAAACCAGGUCUUUGACACACUGCAGAGAGCCAAGUUUGACGUCUCAGGCCUCACCACCGAGCAGAUGCUGCGGAAGGACCUCAAAAGCCUGGCCAGCAAAAAAGCAACGGUGGCCAUUAGCGCCGUCUACGUGGCUCUCCAGGAUUUCCUGCAUCGGCCUGGACUCGAGCAGGAUCUGGCCGCUUUCUGUCACCAAAGAGGCUUCAGCCUGCUGGUCGCCAUGACCAUCUCCUUCGGGGAUGACAAGAAGCCCUUUCGGCAGCUCGCGGUGUACAGUCAGCAGGGCCAACUCCAAGACGCAGUGUGCCAAGCCUUGGAGCGGUCUAGCAACCCAUCCCUCAGCCUCUCCCAGCUGGAGAGCCCCUGCUCCUCCGUACGCGCCUACCAGCAGGCCAACACCAGCGCCUCUCGCAAGAAAGUCCUUCCGAUCAUCCGGGAAUUUCUGACCCAGUGGGCCGGAGCCAGCCCUACCGGCCCCAGCAUGCAGCCAGCGGUCUCCAGUCGCGUCCCCCCAGCCAGGGUGGACUCCCAGGGCACCGGAAGCCACGAUCCCAGCGGGGCUACCAAGGAGCCCCCGAAGCCACUCCGCCUGGGCGAGGACGCAGCCGAUGAAGACACCUUGCUGCCCCCCACCCCCAUGAACAGCCUGGUGGACGAGUGUCCCCUGCACCAGGGCCUGCCCGAAGUCUCGCCCGAGGCCAUCUUUGAGAGGGUCAACCGCAUAGCCACCGACCGCUCCUUGGGCAGACGCAGCCCGGAGAAGAAGUGACUCUGGGCACUGCCAAAUUCCGGGAGGGACUCCCGGCGAGCGGGAGGUGGGUGCCGCUGGGUGCCGGGAAGGCUGUUUCUUUAAUUAAUUGUAGGACGUGAUCUGUGAUUAAUCCCCCUCGCAAUGAAUAGAAAGCAGGGGUGGGGGCUGCCGAACUCAACAUUCGCUGCCACUAAAGGGGAGGGGGGGGAGAUUAAACUGGCUGCCUGCUGCAACAUUGCAGAAUUCUGAUUCUUGGGGAGGGGUGGGGGCACACCAAAUCCUUUUUUUUUUUCUCAAGCGCGUCCUUCAAAAUUGUUCCAAAGUGGAUUUGCGCGGACGGGAUAUUAAGAUUCCUCGGAAAUGUUCUCCUGGGUGCUUGUUGAAGGGGAACGGGAAUUGUAGUUCAGGCGCUGUGGAUGCGGAGAUGACGCCCGCCUCAAAACGUUCCAGAGAUGCAUUUUUAAACUUUUUUUUUUUUUUUUGCAAAAAGAAAAGAAAAACGGAGAGUGCAAAAAUCUCGCUUUGCACCCGUGUGCGUGCAUGAAAUGUAAAACGUGUUUUCUUGCGGCAACAUUUAGCUCAGGCGUGUUGUGCGUUUUGUGCUCGGUUGAAUCCUGUAGAAUAGGGGUCUCCAAGCUGGAGCCUGGGGAAUUCUGGGAGCUGAAGUCCACACGUCUUCAAGUGGCCCAGCUUGGAGAGUCCUGCUGUAACAGGACUAAAAUAAAAACCCUCCUCUCCUAUUCCUUCCAACAUUUUCCUACAAAGGUGUAAACAGUCCUGUUUUUUUAUACCUGUGCAGAUUUUACGGCAUUUUGCAAUCCACUUGCUGCACAAAUACGGCGUUUUAUUAUGGCAGCUUCUAAGGGGGUCCCUAAUUGGAGGCUCUUGGAGCCCCCAUGCACCUCCCUCUGUACUCCAGCCUUAAUUUCGUGCCCCCCCCCUUGGCAGCACCUGGGAUAGGCAGGUGGAGCCGUUUGUCUUGGCUGUGUGGCCCCCAAAACGAAGGAGAAAAUUCAAAUAAAGCAAUUUUUAGACACGCAAACUA
Crotalus tigris (Tiger rattlesnake) is the source of this 3479-nucleotide messenger RNA. It is a transcript of the gene PRUNE1, whose product is annotated as prune exopolyphosphatase 1. NCBI's taxonomy places the organism in Eukaryota, Metazoa, Chordata, Lepidosauria, Squamata, Viperidae. Gene Ontology annotation, molecular function: exopolyphosphatase activity. The transcript has 8 exons. The record is from RefSeq and is a predicted model, not a curated record. Bases 1142 to 2452 code for a protein of 436 amino acids. Gene Ontology annotation, cellular component: cytoplasm.